Caenorhabditis elegans is the source of this 1047-nucleotide messenger RNA. It is a transcript of the gene C50F4.8, whose product is annotated as CPG4 domain-containing protein. The transcript is spliced from 3 exons. Lineage: Eukaryota; Metazoa; Nematoda; Chromadorea; Rhabditida; Rhabditidae. The coding region runs from base 11 to 913 and encodes 300 amino acids. The record is from RefSeq and is marked reviewed.
ACAACCAGACAUGACCAACCGUUUAUUGCUCUUGAUUCUUUUCUCCGGUACUGUUGCAUUUGAUCAUCCAACACAUACAUUGGAUCCUGCAAUUCCGACUGUUGCACCACACACCACCGAUUCAUCAGCUGAUUCAUGUGCUGGACAAUGUGCUUUCCAAUUUAUGGAUAAUAUUCGAUCACAAAUCGGACAAGAUCGAGCUUCAUCUCUAAUGCAACUCAAUUUUAAUGACUUCCUCACUUCAUUUUCAAAUACUACAUUUUUUGAGAAAUUCUGUGUAAUCUAUCACAAUUUCCAAAAUUGUGCUUCAAAAUGCACUCCUGGAUUCCUCCAUCAACUUCUCAUGCGAAGCUCUGAAAUUAUCGAUCAAUAUUGUGUCUAUAAUUUCGAUGCGAUUCGUGAGAAGUUCCCAUGUCUUAUCAAAAUGAAGCCAAAUAAGGAAUGCGUCAAAACAUGUACUCCACAUCACAAUGCCAUCUCAUCCAUGACUGAAAAUUUCAAGAAUCUUGUGCUCAGCGGGGAUACUACAAAGGCUGAACAAUAUUUGGCUCAAGGAUGUGAAUAUAUCACUUGUACUCUUCAUUGUGAUGUUCCAACAAUUGCACAUGAAUGUGAUUCGGAGACUGCUCAACUUGUGAUUGACCUAACUCGUAAGUCAUUUGCAAGCAUGGAAAAAAUGGCACUUGAUACGAAUGCUGUUGCUAAAUGGCCACAAGUUUGUGCUGAUAUCAAGACAUACAGAAUGCCAACCCCAUCAAUUCCACCAAAGAACACUGAUGUCGUAGCGCAAAGCAAUUCAGUCGCUGAUCAACCAAUUUCACAUCCAAAAUUGGUACAAGCUCCACUUAUCAGAGCUUCAUCGAUUCUGUCGAUCUCUAUUGCUUCCCUCGUUCCAUUUGUUCUUUUCUUUUAAUCUUUGGAACUCUGGUUUUUCUGUAUUUGUAAAUAGUUUAGACAUCUAAUUUAGCUCAACAACAGAACACGACGGGUGAUUGUUAUUAUUUUUCUAAAUUUUAAAAAGGAACAAUAAAAAUUUAUGAAAACAUG